AUGAAGUUCCUUGAAGCAAAUAACAUCAAAUUGUGUCAAUUUGGAAUUGCUGGUAAUAAGGAACCAUUUGUUCAAAUUCCUGAAGACAAAAUAUGUGAUGCGCUAGCAGUUAUACUAGAUCGACGCAAUCAUCCAAUAUUGAUUCAUUGUAAUAAAGGAAAGCAUCGAACAGGCUGCCUUAUAGGAUGUCUUCGAAAAUUGCAAAGAUGGUCCCAUACAUCAAUCUUUGAUGAAUAUCGAAGAUUUUCACAUCCUAAAUCAAGGUCACUAGACCAACAGUUUAUUGAGUUAUUUGACACAUCUCAAGUUUGGAAAUUAGUGGAUAAAAUGUUUAUUCCAAAUUGGGAUGUGAUCCAUUUUAAAAUUUAUGCGUGA
Entrophospora sp. SA101 is the source of this 375-nucleotide messenger RNA. The record is from the annotation of a GenBank genome assembly. Lineage: Eukaryota; Fungi; Glomeromycota; Glomeromycetes; Entrophosporales; Entrophosporaceae.